UCGCCAGCCCCCUCGUGGCCCGGUCCUCCCUCUCUCCUGUGCCAAGAAAAACCUCUCCUCCUUCCUCUCGCGUCUGCGCCCAUGUCCCCUGCUUCCCCUUCUCUCCCCUCCUCAGAUUCGCGCCUCAAAUGGCGGAAGAGGAAGCGUGACAGCAACCCCAAGCGGCAGAAGCCCCACGACGACGACGAAGAGGACGACGACGAGGAGGAGGCCGCCGCCGCAGCCGCCGCCGAGGAGGCGGCGGAGGAUGAUGAUCAUGACUCUCAGGUCAACAAUCCGGCCUCCGACCCUGUCCUCGACCUCCGAGAGACCGAGGUCCUCUCCGAUGCGGGACAGCGUAUCUCCGACUUCCCCCACGCCGUCCGCCGGGCCGUCAAUCGCCCCCACCCCUCUGUCCUUUCCCUCGUCGCGGCCGAGCGCUCCCUUUCCUCCUCCUCUGCCGCCUUCGCCUUCUCUUCCGCCCUCCCGAGGCCUUGGGGCCUUCCGCUUCUUGAGAACAUCUCCCAUGGCCAGCUCCAGGCCCUCUCCUUCGUCCUCCAAGACAACCCGUCAUUACUCCAGCCGCCCGACCUCGAUAAGCCAUCGGCCUACGUCUGCACUCCGCCGCCGCUCAUGGAAGGCAAGGGCGUCGUCAAGCGGUUCGGGAGGGAACGUUACAUAGUCCUUCCCAUGCAUGCUGAUUGGUUCUCCCCGACGACCGUGCACCGGCUGGAGCGGCAGGUGGUGCCGCACUUCUUCUCUGGGAAGUCGAGCGACCACGCGCCAGAGAGGUACAUGACGCUUCGAAACAAGAUAGUGGCCAAGUACUUGGAGAAUCCGGGAAAGAGACUAUCUUUUGUUGAUUGCCAAGGGCUUGUUGCCAAUAAUGAGCUUUAUGAUCUGAGCCGCAUUGUGCGGUUCCUUGAUCACUGGGGGAUCAUUAAUUACCUCGCCACAUCCUCAGUUCAUCGAGGGCUCAGAAUGGCUGGUUGUCUUCUAAAUGAGGAAAUUACUGGGGAGCUUCAGCUCAAGACUGGACCUCUGAGAUCCAUUGACAGUCUGGUGUUGUUUGAUAGGCCUAAAUGUAGUCUCAGAAUGGAGGAUAUCGCUUUGCUGUCGUCUUCAUCUUCUUCUGCAUCAGUGGAUUCUGAAUCUGGACUUCGUGAUUUGGAUAAUAGAAUAAGGGAGCGGCUAUCGGAGCAUGCAUGCAAUUACUGCUUUCGGCCUCUGCCCAAUUUGCACUAUCAGUCACAGAAGGAGGCUGAUGUAAUACUUUGCUCGGAUUGCUUCCAUGAUGCAAAAUUUGUUACGGGUCACUCAAGCUUAGAUUUUCUGAGAGUGGACUCCAAGAAAGAUAUACCUGAUCUUGAUGGGGAUAGCUGGACUGACCAGGAAACUUUGCUGCUGCUAGAGGCCUUGGAGAAAUAUAAUGAUAACUGGAAUGAAAUUGCAGAGCAUGUCGGCACCAAGUCAAAAGCACAAUGCAUUCUUCAUUUUAUUCGUCUUCCAACGGAGGAUGGUUUACUAGAAAAUAUUGAACUACCACGCAUGGCUGUUUCAUCUGAUUCCUUGAGAGGGCAGAAGCCUGGAUUGCCAUUUUCAGAUUCUAAUGGCACUGCCCUAGGCACUUGCCUUCAAGAAUUAAAUUCAGGAGACCAGAUUCCAUUUGCUAAUUCUUCAAAUCCAGUGAUGUCGCUGGUUGCGUUUUUGACCUCUGCAAUUGGACCAAGAGUUGCUGCAGCCUGUGCGAGUGCAGCAUUAUCUAUCUUGACGAAGGAGGACCCCAGGUCGAGUUCUGGGAGCACACAUUCUGAAGUUGGUGCUCAUGGAGCACGUGCAAACUUAGGUUGCCAGAAGGAGGAAACUCCGGAAGAUCAAGUGCCCUAUGCUAAAAAAGAUGCCACUUCUCCUCUUUCUCCUGAACAUGUAAAAUUAGCAGCCAAGAGUGGUCUAUCUGCAGCAGCCAUGAAGGCAAAACUGUUUGCUGAUCAAGAGGAGCGUGAAAUUCAAAGACUAGCUGCCACUAUCAUAAAUCACCAGUUAAAGAGGUUGGAGUUGAAGCUGAAACAGUUUGCAGAGGUGGAAACCACUUUGUUGAAGGACUGUGAGCAGGUGGAGAGGGCAAGACAGAGGCAUUCAGCUGAGCGUGUUCGGAUGAUGUCAACCCGGUUUGCUCAAGCAGGAACUACUCUAUCAGCUGCAGCAGGGCCAGCAGCAGCAGCUGCUGCUGCUAUGAAUACAAACACAAGACAACCAACCAUGUCACCCCCGGUUGGGCAGGCAAACAUGUCACCUGCCUUUGGCAACAACCUGCCAGGACAUCCUCAGAUGUCAUUUAUGCAACGACCACAAAUGUUUGGUUUUGGACCCCGCUUGCCUCUCUCUGCAAUCCACCCAUCUCCCUCCGCCCCCUCUCCGAAUGUUAUGUUCAAUUCUGGUAUGGCAAGCACUUCUAAUCAUCAUCCGUUGCUGAGAUCCUCAUCAGGAAAUAAUUCAAAUAUUGGUUAAAGCAGGUAUUUUGGGGUGGGAUGUGCAUUAUUGGCGGUAUGGAUUAUGUUAAUGCCCUUGCCUAGUGCAGCUGCAUUCUCUCUUACUGUGAUUUUAGAAAUAUUACAAGCUUUAGUCUUUCUUUCUCUCUCUUUUUUAACUUCCUUUGAACAUGUAAAUCCAAGAGUUGGAGCCUGACCUUGAUUUUGCUGUCAUGUUUUCACCUCAGAAGAGACACGGAACCAUUACUCUGAAAUGCAAAUCAUGCUUUCUUGGAAAAAA
Molecule: messenger RNA, 2748 nt
Organism: Elaeis guineensis (African oil palm)
Lineage: Eukaryota; Viridiplantae; Streptophyta; Magnoliopsida; Arecales; Arecaceae
Product: SWI/SNF complex subunit SWI3C homolog
Molecular function (GO): protein binding
Source: RefSeq, a predicted model, not a curated record